AUGUACCGAUUCUUGAAUCCGCAAGUGUUCACGCAUACUGAAAGAAAGGAAGAGGCCCCUCUAGCUGUUUCAGCGUCGCAGCUCCGGAGCCGUACGCAUACGGCAACACCGUUUGACGACCCCCCAUCCAUAGCUGUGCCAAAGCUUCAGACAGUCCGCUUCUCCUACCAUCGUUACCCAUCCUCUGACGGCACCGAGGCACCACCAGCGCACCGCCACAACGUCGAUGGCGAGGACACCGAGGAUGAUGAAGGCGACAGCGACCCGGGAAUCAUCGGCACGCUGACUUCGAUCCUCGUGGGGGGUGUCGCCGACCUCCUGACCGAUUUAUCGCCACAUCCUUCACGCGCUACCACCACCGCCGCUAGUGCCAGCACCGCUACUGCCGCGCGCCGAUACGCGAGCACCCAUAGCUCCAAUGACGGCACAUUCAGCAAACCCGUCGCGGCGGACAGCUCCUGGGCCACCGCGCAGGCGCCACCCGCCGCCCACCGCCGCAGCACACGGGCCUGCUCGCUACCGGAACCUAUUGCCGGCGACCACAGCGGCGGCGGCGGCGGCGGCGGUUCGGACCACUUUACGCCGCGGACGGCGGAAGCUCAAUGGCUGAAGUCAAGCCGCAGUCUCGGCCGCGGCGAUGUCGGUGGUGGUGACGACGGGGCCGGCGGCGGUGGCGGUAACUGGGUGUUCCCGCCGCAGCACCGUACGCGGCCCGUGACGGCGCCCACGGGCGCGCCGCCGUCAGGGCGGAGCCGUUCAGGUGUCAGCGGCGAUGCGGCGGUGUCGAAUAGCCUGGUGGGGUCGCCUACAGGCGGCGGCGACGGCGGCGGCUCGACAGGACUGCUUGGCGCGAUGUUGACGGGUUUCAGCUCUCUAGGUCAGAAGGCCACUGACCUGCUGACUCAGCUAGAUCACGAUUUUGAAACUAUUUUUAACGGCGUCCUGGAGGGUGACCCCGAAGCCGAAGGGGGCGGAUCUGGGGAGUACGACAGGGAGAGCAGCGCAGGGGUUAACGGAGGGCCCAGGAAGGGCUCCGAAGGUCGGCGGCACAGCUGCAGCAGCGGCGGCGGGGCCGGCGGCGGCAGCGACGCCGCGGACGGGCGCCCGUCCGGCAAGAGCAAUCCAGCAGCAGCCAGGGGCGGGCGUAUCAGCAGUACCGGUACGGCACAGAUGCCGCCGCCGUAUAGCGCGGCGGCAGUGGCUGGCGGCAGGACGGCUGUCGUUACCGGCGCCAUGCCAUCGGCUGCGAAAGCGUCUUCCGCAGCGGCAACUCGCACGACGCCAAUGCCGCCGCCAGUCUCCAGGAGUAGUGGCGGAGGUGCUGCUACCGCCGCCGCCAGCGGCGGCGGCGGCGCCGCCGGCAGGCGCACCGGUAGUGUUGUGAAGGGCCGUAGCCACAAGUUGGACCUCGCGAGAUCGAGUGGCGGCGCCGCCGCCGCUUGGGCGAAGAUGGAAGAUGACGAUGACAGCUGGGGCUGGGGCACCUGUGAUAAAAAGGUCGCGGGGGCUGGCGGCGUGCAAGGGGAGCCAUCUGGGUCGGGGCGUGGGCCAGCGGCGCCGCCGCCGCCGGCGUCAGCGGCGGCGAAUACGAAGACGAAGUCAAUGACGAUCACGAAGACGACAUCAAUGGCGAAUGCGACGGCGAAGGUGACGACGAAGGUGACGGCAAAGCCGCAGCCGCAGGCGGGGGCGGCGACGGCGAAGGCCGCGGCGGGAGGACCACCGCCCGCAUUGCAGCCGUUGACUGGCCCUGGAAUGAGUACGGCAGCGCUGGCACCAUCGCCUGCCAGGACGCGGAGCUGUCGGUCCGUCAGCGUGUCAGUCUCUGCUGCCGCCGCGCUGACGUCACCGCCACCGUCGGCGUCAGCGUCAGCGUCAGAGUCGCGAACCAAUCGCAGCGGCGGCGGCAAGCUGAUCAUUAUUAAGCCCGCUGCCGGGACCGCAACGUCGCGGACGCAACCAGGAACAGGUACAUCAGCCAAAUGUACGACAGCAGCAGCAGCGGCCGUCGCCGUCGCCGCGGCCCGUAGCUCGUCGGUGGUGCCGUCGGCGCCUACGAAGUCCAUUACCAGAGCCGCCGCGGCAGCGUCGCCGCCAGGAUCUCCGGCACGGCAAGCCAUAGUGUCGCCGGCGGGGUCUCCAUCGUCACCAGGCUGUAGAACAGCUGCCGGUGUGACCGUCAGCGACAAGGCGGUGGCUGUUGUGAUGACCAGCAAGGUUCUGCCCUCCCGGGAGCCAUCUUCUCCGGACCGGCGACACCCCCCCAACGACCACAACAAGGGGCCCUUCACUCAUCCCACGCAUGACCCCACGCAACAACAUCAGCGGAUCCACGCCUCGGCCGCCGCCGCGGCCUCCGAGGACUCCUCGGCGACGGCGGCGGCUGCCGCCGUCGCCGCGGCUGUUACCUCGGGCGGCAGCGGCAGUAACCACGACAUGGCGGGGUUUACGUCGGAGGCUAAGGUGGCGGCGGCGGCGGCGGCGGCGGUAACGAAGCAGCAGGCGGAGCUCCGUGAGGAGCUGGAGGAGGAGCGCCGCCGCGCCGAUGCCGCGGAGGCGAGGUGCGCGGAGCUGCAGCAGCAGCUGGACGCGGCGGCGGCGGAGGCGGCUCGUCUGAGCGAGCUGGCGGACGCCCUGGGGGAGCAGCUGGCGAGUAGCGAGAAGCGCGCCGCGGACCUCGCGAAGGAAAUGUUUGUGUCGGUGGUGGUCCUGGUGCUAGUGCUGGAAAUGUCGGUGAUGGUGAUGGUGGUGGUGAUGGUGGUGGUGAUGGUAGUGGUGGUGGUGAUGGUGGUGGUGAUGGUAGUGGUGGGGGGAGCCAUAGCUACAGCCGCAACGGCAGCCGCGCACACAGUAGACAGCCCAGCUGUGGCAGCAUCGCUUGCGACGGCGGCCCUGGCGGCGCCGCCGCUGGUAGCUACGGCCACGGCGGCGGCGGCGGAGCUGCUGUCGUACACUGCACAGCAUGCAACGUAUGCACAUGGGGAUGGUGGCAUUGCCGACGACGAAGGCUACGGUUACGACGGCUUGGACGGCGCUGCGUACGAUACCACGUACUGGCAGUACGAUGAUUUGUCGACGACGCCGCUGACGCGGCCGCCAGAUGCGGCGGCAGCGGCGGCGGCGGCGCCGCCGCCCCCGUCACCGCCCCCGGGGGUUGCUGUCGGCUCCCCUUCUGGUAGCGGCGGGAGGCCUUCGAGCUCGUACGGCGAUCUUCUGUACGACUUUCGCGAUGGCUGCCAGCGCCACGUCGGCGCCAGCGGUCCUAUCUCCUGGGGUACCCCCGAGCCACCAGUGCCAAUUUACAAAACCCGUCAAAGAAGGAGCAACGCCGUGGCUGGCUUCGAAACCCAUUCGGCUCUAAGCGACAGGAGCCCGGCCAGCGGCGGCCGCAUCGGCGUCUUGGAGUUUCCCCCCCCAGAUGGGUCCCCGCUCCUAGGACGCCGUACCGGCGACGGCGACGCAUGCGGCGACGGCCAGUCCACCGAUGCGGUGCGGACGUGCCGCGCCGCCGCCAUGUGCGCUGGCGGCGGCGCUGUUGGCGGCGGUGAGGAGUGGCGGCCGGCGGCAGACCUGCCGGCGAAUGACGGCCAGGAAGGUGCCAGCGAGCAGAUGGAAACAUGUAAAGAGGCUGAGGCUGGGCGCCACACCUGGCAGGAGCGGCGGCCGCCAGCUGUUUGUUCGUCCGUUGGCCGGCCGUUCAGUGACUUCUUUCAGGGGCUAGAGCGACACCGAGCACAUCUCGGCCUGUGGCCUGGCCGCACAUUGGGCAGGCGAAGCGCCGGUGGCAUCCUCGCCGUCAUGUAG
Messenger RNA from Volvox carteri f. nagariensis, 3804 nucleotides. RefSeq lists its product as uncharacterized. The record is from RefSeq and is a predicted model, not a curated record. Lineage: Eukaryota; Viridiplantae; Chlorophyta; Chlorophyceae; Chlamydomonadales; Volvocaceae. The transcript is spliced from 7 exons. Bases 1 to 3804 code for a protein of 1267 amino acids.